Molecule: messenger RNA, 1886 nt
Organism: Balaenoptera acutorostrata (minke whale)
Lineage: Eukaryota; Metazoa; Chordata; Mammalia; Artiodactyla; Balaenopteridae
Gene: SRP68
Product: signal recognition particle 68
Exons: 16
Coding region: 40-1746 (568 amino acids)
Biological process (GO): SRP-dependent cotranslational protein targeting to membrane
Cellular component (GO): signal recognition particle, endoplasmic reticulum targeting
Molecular function (GO): 7S RNA binding; signal recognition particle binding; endoplasmic reticulum signal sequence receptor activity
Source: RefSeq, a predicted model, not a curated record
CCUCCUCUAUCCCGUCCUGCUUUGCGGCGCAGGGGCAAGAUGGCUGCUGAGAAGCAGGUUCCUGCCGGCGGCGGUGGUAGCAGCAGCGGCGGUAGCGGUGGUGGACGCGGUGCCGGAGGAGAGGAAAAUAAGGAAAACGAACGGCCUUCAGCUGGAUCGAAGGCAAACAAAGAAUUCGGAGACAGCCUGAGUUUGGAGAUUCUUCAGAUUAUUAAGGAAUCCCAGCAGCAGCAUGGUUUACGGCAUGGAGAUUUUCAGAGGUACAGAGGCUACUGUUCCCGUAGACAAAGACGUCUUCGGAAAACACUCAACUUCAAGAUGGGGAACAGACACAAAUUCACAGGGAAAAAAGUAACUGAAGAUCUUCUGACCGAUAACAGAUAUUUGCUUCUGGUUCUGAUGGAUGCUGAGAGAGCCUGGAGCUAUGCCAUGCAGCUCAAACAGGAAGCCAACACUGAACCUCGAAAACGGUUCCACUUGUUAUCUCGCCUACGCAAAGCUGUGAAGCAUGCGGAGGAGUUGGAACGCUUGUGUGAGAGCAAUCGUGUGGACGCCAAGACCAAGUUGGAGGCUCAGGCUUACACAGCUUACCUCUCAGGAAUGCUGCGGUUUGAACAUCAAGAAUGGAAAGCCGCCAUUGAGGCUUUUAACAAAUGCAAGACUAUCUAUGAGAAGCUGGCCAGCGCUUUCACAGAGGAGCAGGCUGUGCUGUACAACCAGCGUGUGGAGGAGAUCUCGCCCAACAUCCGCUACUGUGCAUAUAACAUUGGGGACCAGUCAGCUAUCAAUGAACUCAUGCAGAUGAGAUUGAGGUCAGGGGGCACUGAGGGUCUCCUGGCUGAAAAAUUGGAGGCGUUGAUCACGCAGACUCGAGCCAAGCAGGCAGCCACCAUGAGUGAAGUGGAAUGGAGAGGCAGAGCGGUCCCGGUGAGGAUCGACAAAGUGAGGAUCUUUUUACUGGGAUUGGCCGACAAUGAGGCAGCCAUCGCCCAGGCUGAAAGUGAAGAAACCAAGGAGCGUCUGUUUGAAUCCAUGCUCAGUGAGUGUCGGGACGCCAUCCAGGCCGUUCGGGAAGAGCUCAAGCCAGAUCAGAAACAGAGAGAUUAUACCCUUGAAGGGGAAUCGGGGAAGGUGUCUAAUCUUCAGUACCUGCACAGCUACCUGACUUACAUCAAGCUGUCAACAGCGAUCAAGCGGAACGAGAACAUGGCUAAAGGCCUGCAGAAGGCAGUGCUGCAGCAGCCGCCGGAGGACGACAGCAAGCGCUCCCCCCGGCCCCAGGACCUGAUCCGGCUCUAUGACAUCAUUCUUCAGAAUCUGGUGGAAUUGCUCCAGCUUCCUGGCUUAGAGGAGGACAGAGCCUUCCAGAAAGAGAUAGGCCUUAAAACUCUGGUCUACAAGGCUUACAGGUGUUUCUUCAUCGCUCAGUCCUAUGUGCUGGUGAAGAAGUGGAGCGAAGCCCUUGUCCUGUACGACAGGGUCCUGAAAUAUGCAGAUGAGGUGAAUUCUGAUGCCGGAGCCUUCAAGAACAGCCUAAAGGACCUGCCUGACGUGCAAGAGCUCAUCACGCAAGUGAGGUCGGAAAAGUGCUCUCUGCAGGCGGCCGCAAUCCUGGGUGAGCCGCCUGCCUGUUCUCUGCGGCCUGUCUUCUCAGACUCCCCUUCACUGCUGCUCCUCUUCUCUCCCACCCCCUAUGCCACUGUUUUAAGAUUGAAAGGGGCUGUUUUGGUUAAUCUAUACAAAUGAUUCCCACCAAACAGAGACCUCUUUCCAAGUCAAGGACAAUAAGCCCCUGGUCGAACGGUUUGAGACAUUCUGCCUGGACCCUUCCCUCGUCACCAAGCAAGCCAACCUCGUGCACUUCCCGCCGGGAUUCCAGCCCAUCC